GACUUGAGAGCUGAAGAAGUCAGCAUUUGGCGCUUCUUCUUGAAGAGAGGCGGAUCGAUGCGGGCAGAAACGACGGCCACUGCUUAUUGCGGGCUUGUAUUUGCGUAGAGCGCCUUCUCUCAUGGUGAUUUUAGGUGCUGCCCUGGGGGGCCACGUGUCUGCUGGCUCCCAAACCAGGAGUGUGCAUAGCAUCAGCACAGCCGCUGUGUCAGCAAGCUUGCACACUAGUGGCCAGCGUCGUUGUAGGGUGGUCGCUCUGGUUGAUCAAGACAGCGCAUUCCAUGGGGUUGCAAGUCGUCAGAAGCUGUGGAGUUGCACAAGGGCAGGGCAGAAUGUUAACAUCUGCAAAGCACGAGGAAACCACAUGAGCUUCAGGGGAGGUCAUCAGCGAGUCCAGCUAGGAAUAGUUCAUCCAACCAAAGCAGAUAUAGUCCGCAUGCCAUCAGGCUUCAGAACUUUGUCAGAGGGGCAUCAAAGCCUCACUUUGGGAGGAUUUCACAGCAACAGACUUCAGGGAAGGCAGUCUGGCAGUACCAGGGCAAAGAGACGCCUCAUAUGCGCCCAGGCAAGCCGGCCAGAGCCCCCGGAGAGAGUCCCCUACUCUUCCCCGCCGACAGAUUGGGGCCCUUCUGCAGGCACAUUCAUUGCGUUCCUCCUCACAGCUGCUAUGACCUGGUUCCUCAUCCAGUUGUGCAUCGCCGGAAAAAUCGACCCAACCAACAGGGAGGACAUGAGCGCGUUCAUCUUCCUUUUAGCCAUCAUUGCAUGUUUCGCGGUUCCCGUUUAUCAGAUACUCGGAAUCGAAGCCGAGCUGAGGGGCCAGUUCGAACCUAGGCGACCGGAGCUUCCCCCCGAGUGGCACAACCUGUACUACCCCCGAGAGAAGCUCCCGUUCUACUACAACUCGGUCACUAAAGCCUCCCAGUGGGAGUACCCCGACCUCCCGACGCCCCCGGACGAGCCUGACGUCAGCGUGACGUCAGACGAGCUGGUCGGUUCGUACCUGGCGGACGGAACCGGGCAGCUCUUCUCCGCAUUGCUCAAGCUCCCGGUCACAUUGCUGCUGUAUUACGCCCCUCUCUUCGAGCUCCAGUGGUUGAUCCAGCUCUACAAAGACCAUACGAUUGGGGGGUGGAGUUUCUGGCUUCUGGCGAGCGCUGUUGCAGCCCUGCCCCAGCCCCUCCCGCUUCUCAUCCUGGCUCUCGGGGGAUCCCAACCGGCAAUCACGCCUUUCCUCGACGGCCCAGUCGCGGUCGGUUGGGAGGCUUUCCUGUCCCUGGCACUGCUCGGAAGCCUCGCCUCAGAGGUUCAGUCCCUGAUACAAACACUAGACGAAGCCGCCCGAGCGAGACUCCCCCCCCGCAAGAUGACCGCGGAUUCUUCUUUUCUCACCAACCUAGUUUGCGCUCUUUGCCCCGGGCUCGGUUGGAAGCUCCACCCGUUCGCCCUCACCCUCAACUUCGAGCGGAUCGUGAUCGUUCCGUUCCUGUGCAAAGUUCCGCUUCGGGUGCCCGUUCCGCGGUGGGAGCUUCUACCGGGGUCGUUGGUCGCCCUUUUGUUCGCCUCACCCCUGGUGCUCCCCUUGGCAAGAGCGCUUUCGACGCCGAUAGAGGUCGCCCAGGCGCCUGAACGGAGUGCCUACAUGAAGUUUUUCAACGUCGUUUCGAAGGCGACAGAAGGCGCCCUUGAACCGGGAGUCUUCAUUGAAGCGGUGAUUUCGUCUCCGGCUGUGUGGGUGGGGGUCUUUGUAUCCGUGGCCACAGUACUGAUUCGGAAGCAGAAGGAAGCUUACGAAAGUGCGUUGAUGGAAUGGGAAUCAGAGCGCGAGAAAGCGGCUGGGGAGAACUUAGGAAAGGAGGAGAAAGCAGACCAGUCGAAUUCGCUGCUCUUGUUGGAAGAUAUUGAGGAGAGGUGGAAGGACGACUUCGACAAAAGACUCGGGCCCCAGGACGAUUGAACUGUGUUGCUGUUUUGAUCAGAGUUUUCGUCAGAUAAGAUUCAGAUGUUGUGUACAAUUCAAGACACGUAAGCAAUACUCAGGUUGAGUCGUAAGGCUCGAGAUUUAGUCACUGGAAAUGAAAGACGUGUGCAUGUUGAAUCGCUGUAAACAAUGUGUUGGUCAGCCGUAUGGUAUUGAAGCGUUUGAUUGAACUAGCAUUCUCAGUUAUGCGAGUCACAGGCUGUAGGGAAGUUGCAUCACUGGACGAGCUGUGGUUAUAGGUAUAAUGCAGCAAGCUUGCAAGAUUUGGUAACGUUUCUGUUGUAAGAAAGACGCAUCGUCCUCUCAAUUGUUUCUGACAGCCCAUAUGGCUUACGUCCUAAAACAUUUUGCUUCGGUGGCGUUCUCACAAGGAAAGAUCCUUAACGUAGCGUAACGGUGGAAAUUCCUGCUGCGAAAAUCCAGUCGAUUCAAGCCGUUGAAGCACACAUCAGAGU
Messenger RNA from Klebsormidium nitens, 2436 nucleotides. NCBI's taxonomy places the organism in Eukaryota, Viridiplantae, Streptophyta, Klebsormidiophyceae, Klebsormidiales, Klebsormidiaceae. The record is from the annotation of a GenBank genome assembly.